This is a messenger RNA of Phlebotomus argentipes, 1491 nucleotides long. RefSeq names its product putative serine protease K12H4.7. The coding region runs from base 1 to 1491 and encodes 496 amino acids. Lineage: Eukaryota; Metazoa; Arthropoda; Insecta; Diptera; Psychodidae. The record is from RefSeq and is a predicted model, not a curated record. Gene Ontology annotation, biological process: proteolysis. The transcript has 4 exons. Gene Ontology annotation, molecular function: dipeptidyl-peptidase activity; serine-type exopeptidase activity.
AUGUUGACUCGCUGGGGCGAAUGGGAAGAGAACAGCGGCCGCGGGACGGAAUGGCAUCCAAAGUCAAAUGACGAUGAUUCUGAGGAAGGGACCUCGACAUCUGUUUGUGGUGAAGUUGAAGUUCGAAAUGUCACCCAAUUGCUGGACCAUUUUGAUCCCAACAACACAGCGACUUGGGAGAACAGAUACUGGGUGGAGGAGAGCUUCUAUCAGCCCGGAGGACCGAUCUUCAUCUAUGUCGGGGAUGUUUUCGACUUUAUGGCGGAAAUCUGGCUGAACAUCAGCCACUUUAGGGAUCUCGCUGAGGAGAACAACGCCUAUUUGGUGGCUACAGAGUACAGAUUCUACGGUGAAAGUCACCCAACGCCCGACGUCAGUCUCGAGAGUCUUCAAUAUCUCACCACAGAUCAGGCGAUGGGUGACAUUAUGGGAUUGCUUGACUUCCUGCGGGAGUCCAAUGAGGAUCUGGCCGAUGCCAAGGUGAUUGCGGCUGGCGUGGGUCAAGGAGCAGCGCUGGCAGUGUGGCUCCGUCAGGAGAGGCCGGAUGUGAUCGAUGGCGUUUGGUCCUCCAGUGGCUGGCUGAGCGCUGUGCCAGAUUUCAAGGAGUUCGGAACGAAUGUGGCAGUUUCUGUGCGAAUCUACGGCGGCCUGCUUUGCUACAACAACAUGGCGGCGGCGUUUGAAGAAAUGGAGAAUCACUUCGUGAAUGGAAACUACGAAGUUCUCAGAGAUAGUUUACUGCUUUGCGACACUGAACAUGGCAUUGAGGCUGACUUUGCUGGAGAUCUUCUCUUCGGACAAAUGGUUGGAGCUAUAGGAUCGACUAUUCAGAUUUUACACUCUGCGGCCUUGACUAAUCUCUGCAAUGACUUGUCAAACGCCACGACUCCUUUCGAGGGCCUCUCAAAUUGGGUGAUCAAUCGCGUUAAUCCGGUUCUGGGAUGUCUCCCGAUCGACUACACACAGUACUUGGAAUUCAUCAAUGGCGAUCAGUGGGAUUCACCUGGCGUGGUCUUCGGCACACGUCAGCUCUUGUAUCAAGCCUGCACUGUUUACGGUGGAUACAGAACAUCCAGUGGAGAAGAUCAUCCGUUCGGUGAUCGCUUCCCAAUUGACUUCUUCUUCAGACAAUGCAUGGAUAUUCUCAACGGAACGAUGACUGAGGAGGAGAUUGUGGCUGCCAUUGAACACACAAACACUGUUCGAGGAGGUUUGACGCCCAAUGUGACAAAUGUCUACUUCACGAACGGAAACUUGGAUCCCGAAAGGACACUUUCGGUGCAGGAAGAUUUGAAUGAAGACGCCGUGGCUGACAAUAUUUCAUACUUUGGCUUCGCUGCCGAUUGGGUUCCAAUGAAUUUCACCGUUUACGAAGGACUGCGAAGUGUGCAGAACCGCGUAAGGACUCUCAUUACACAAUGGCUCAGUGAUGAGGAUGGAGAAACUACGAUAACGACAGAUACGCCCACUCCAUCCAUUAUUUUUGAUUAG